This is a messenger RNA of Gorilla gorilla gorilla (western lowland gorilla), 3813 nucleotides long. RefSeq names its product glycogen synthase 1 (gene GYS1). The coding region runs from base 438 to 2651 and encodes 737 amino acids. Lineage: Eukaryota; Metazoa; Chordata; Mammalia; Primates; Hominidae. The transcript has 16 exons. Gene Ontology annotation, biological process: glycogen biosynthetic process. The record is from RefSeq and is a predicted model, not a curated record. Gene Ontology annotation, molecular function: alpha-1,4-glucan glucosyltransferase (UDP-glucose donor) activity. Gene Ontology annotation, cellular component: cytoplasm.
CUCCAGCUCCAGAUUGACAGAGCUGAAGGCCAAUCGUUUCCGUAAAGCGCAGCGGCAAGCUCCGCCCCCUGGAGGUCUCACGGCCGAGGCGGGGCCGGGACACAGCGACUCCAACCCGUUCCACCAAUGAGGACACGCGGAAAUCCCCGCCCCCGGGCGUGGGCCAAUGGCGCUGGCUGGGGGGGGGGCUACCGCCUCCUGGCGGCUGCGAGGUUUCACUGCAGGGGCGCCAGUGGGCUCAGUGACGCUGCGGCCGCCUUCUGCCUAGGUCCCAACGCUUCGGGGCAGGGGUGCGGUCUUGCAAUAGGAAGCCGUGCGUCUUGCAAGCUUCCCGUCGGGCACCAGCUACUCGGCCCCGCACCCUACCUGGUGCAUUCCCUAGACACCUCCGGGGUCGCUACCUGGAGGUCCCCGGAGCCCCCCUUCCUGCGCCAGCCAUGCCUUUAAACCGCACUUUGUCCAUGUCCUCACUGCCAGGACUGGAGGACUGGGAGGAUGAAUUCGACCUGGAGAACGCAGUGCUCUUCGAAGUGGCCUGGGAGGUGGCUAACAAGGUGGGUGGCAUCUACACGGUGCUGCAGACGAAGGCGAAGGUGACAGGGGACGAAUGGGGCGACAACUACUUCCUGGUGGGGCCGUACACGGAGCAGGGCGUGAGGACCCAGGUGGAACUGCUGGAGGCCCCCACCCCAGCCCUGAAGAGGACACUGGAUUCCAUGAACAGCAAGGGCUGCAAGGUGUAUUUCGGGCGCUGGCUGAUCGAGGGAGGCCCUCUGGUGGUGCUCCUGGACGUGGGUGCCUCAGCUUGGGCCCUGGAGCGCUGGAAGGGAGAGCUCUGGGAUACCUGCAACAUCGGGGUGCCGUGGUACGACCGCGAGGCCAACGACGCUGUCCUCUUUGGCUUUCUGACCACCUGGUUCCUGGGUGAGUUCCUGGCACAGAGUGAGGAGAAGCCACAUGUGGUUGCUCACUUCCAUGAGUGGUUGGCAGGCGUUGGACUCUGCCUGUGUCGUGCCCGGCGACUGCCUGUAGCAACCAUCUUCACCACCCAUGCCACGCUGCUGGGGCGCUACCUGUGUGCCGGUGCCGUGGACUUCUACAACAACCUGGAGAACUUCAACGUGGACAAGGAAGCAGGGGAGAGGCAGAUCUACCACCGCUACUGCAUGGAAAGGGCAGCAGCCCACUGCGCUCACGUCUUCACUACUGUGUCCCAGAUCACCGCCAUCGAGGCACAGCACUUGCUCAAGAGGAAACCAGAUAUUGUGACCCCCAAUGGGCUGAAUGUGAAGAAGUUUUCUGCCAUGCAUGAGUUCCAGAACCUCCAUGCUCAGAGCAAGGCUCGAAUCCAGGAGUUUGUGCGGGGCCAUUUUUAUGGGCAUCUGGACUUCAACUUGGACAAGACCUUAUACUUCUUUAUCGCCGGCCGCUAUGAGUUCUCCAACAAGGGUGCUGACGUCUUCCUGGAGGCCUUGGCUCGGCUCAACUAUCUGCUCAGAGUGAACGGCAGCGAGCAGACAGUGGUUGCCUUCUUCAUCAUGCCAGCGCGGACCAACAAUUUCAACGUGGAAACCCUCAAAGGCCAAGCUGUGCGCAAACAGCUUUGGGACACAGCCAACACGGUGAAGGAAAAGUUCGGGAGGAAGCUUUAUGAAUCCUUACUGGUUGGGAGCCUUCCCGACAUGAACAAGAUGCUGGAUAAGGAAGACUUCACUAUGAUGAAGAGAGCCAUCUUUGCAACGCAGCGGCAGUCUUUCCCCCCUGUGUGCACCCACAAUAUGCUGGAUGACUCCUCAGACCCCAUCCUGACCACCAUCCGCCGAAUCGGCCUCUUCAAUAGCAGUGCCGACAGGGUGAAGGUGAUUUUCCACCCAGAGUUCCUCUCCUCCACAAGCCCCCUGCUCCCUGUGGACUAUGAGGAGUUUGUCCGUGGCUGUCACCUUGGAGUCUUCCCCUCCUACUAUGAGCCUUGGGGCUACACGCCGGCUGAGUGCACGGUUAUGGGAAUCCCCAGUAUCUCCACCAAUCUCUCCGGCUUCGGCUGCUUCAUGGAGGAACACAUCGCAGACCCCUCAGCUUACGGUAUCUACAUUCUUGACCGGCGGUUCCGCAGCCUGGAUGAUUCCUGCUCGCAGCUCACCUCCUUCCUCUACAGUUUCUGUCAGCAGAGCCGGCGGCAGCGUAUCAUCCAGCGGAACCGCACGGAGCGCCUCUCCGACCUUCUGGACUGGAAAUACCUAGGCCGGUACUAUAUGUCUGCCCGCCACAUGGCGCUGUCCAAGGCCUUUCCAGAGCACUUCACCUACGAGCCCGACGAGGCGGAUGCGGCCCAGGGGUACCGCUACCCACGGCCAGCCUCGGUGCCACCGUCGCCCUCGCUGUCACGACACUCCAGCCCGCACCAGAGUGAGGACGAGGAGGAUCCCCGGAACGGGCCGCUGGAGGAAGACGGCGAGCGCUACGAUGAGGACGAGGAGGCCGCCAAGGACCGGCGCAACAUCCGUGCACCAGAGUGGCCGCGCCGAGCGUCCUGCACCUCCUCCACCAGCGGCAGCAAGCGCAACUCUGUGGACACGGCCACCUCCAGCUCACUCAGCACCCCGAGCGAGCCCCUCAGCCCCACCAGCUCCCUGGGCGAGGAGCGUAACUAAGUCCGCCCCACCACACUCCCCGCCUGUCCUGCCUCCCUGCUCCGGAGAGAGGAUGCAGAGGGGUGCUGCUACUAAACCCCCGCUCCAGAUCUGCACUGGGUGUGGCCCCGCAGUGCCCCCACCCAGUCCGCCAAACACUCCACCCCCUCCAGCUCCAGUUUCCAAGUUCCUGCACUCCAGAAUCCACAAAGCCGUGCCUUUCUCUGGCUCCAGAAUAUGCAUAAUCAGCGCCCUGGAGUCCCCUGGGCCUGGACCGCUUCCCAGAGGCCAGGAAUCUGCCAUUACUCUGCGGUGGUGCCAGAGGUUUUAGGAAACCUGGCAUGGUGCUUUCAGGUCUGGGGCUUUUAGAGCCCCCCGUGUGGCUUACAAAUUCUACAGCAUACAGAGCAGGCCACGCUCAGGCCCGGCAUGCGGGCCACCAAGUUCUGGAAACCACGUGGUGUCCCUGCGAAUGGGGCAAUCAAGUCCAGAGACGGGGCACUUUCAGAGUUUGAAGGUAACUGAGAGCAGAUGGUCCUCCAUUUCAACUCCAGAAGUGGGGCUCUGGGAGGGGCUCAUGUUCUAGCCCUCCCUAGCAUGUCAGAGCCAGGCUCUGCCUGGAGGAUCCCUCCAUCCAGCUCCUGUCAUCCCCUACACUUUGGCCAAGCAAGAGGUGGUAGAACCACUUGGCUGCUCAUUCCUUCUGGAGGACACACAGUCUCAGUCCAGAUGCCUUCCUGUCUUUCUGGCCCUUUCUGGACCAGAUCCUACUCUUCCUUUCUAAAUCUGAGAUCUCCCUCCAGGGAAUCUGCCUGCAGAGGACAGAGCUGGCUGUCUUCCCCCACCCCUAACCUGGCUUAUUCCCAACUGCUCUGCCCACUGUGAAACCACUAGGUUCUAGGUCCUGGCUUCUAGAUCUGGAACCUUACCACGUUACUGCAUACUGAUCCCUUUCCCAUGAUCCAGAACUGAGGUCACUGGGUUCUAGAACCCCCACAUUUACCUCGAGGCUCUUCCAUCCCCAAACUGUGCCCUGCCUUCAGCUUUGGUGAAAGGGAGGGCCCCUCAUGUGUGCUGUGCUGUGUCUGCACCGCUUGGUUUGCAGUUGAGAGGGGAGGGCAGGAGGGGUGUGAUUGGAGUGUGUCCAGAGAUGAGAUGAAAAAAAUACAUCUAUAUUUAAGAA